Molecule: messenger RNA, 2017 nt
Organism: Alosa sapidissima (American shad)
Lineage: Eukaryota; Metazoa; Chordata; Actinopteri; Clupeiformes; Clupeidae
Product: cytochrome P450 3A27-like
Exons: 12
Coding region: 120-1655 (511 amino acids)
Molecular function (GO): oxidoreductase activity, acting on paired donors, with incorporation or reduction of molecular oxygen; iron ion binding; heme binding
Source: RefSeq, a predicted model, not a curated record
UCUCACAUCAGCCUCUGUGGGGCCUAUAUUAGCAGCAGAGGGGAAGGUCUACACAUGAACCGAGUUGGUCUGACAGGCGACAUCCUGAGAGAGAAGAGAGAAAGCAGCACUCUGCAGGGAUGGGAUACUUGUCUUUUUUCCCCACCGAAACAUGGACUCUCCUCUUUCUAUUUUUGGGCCUGCUGACAGCGUAUGGGGUCUGGCCUUACAGGUUAUUUAAAAACCUAGGAAUCCCCGGCCCUACACCGUUACCUUUUCUUGGGACCCUUCUGGAAUAUAGAAAGGGGUUCACUCAGUUUGACACCAAGUGUUUCAAGAAGUAUGGAAAACUAUGGGGUAUCUUUGAUGGGAGACAGCCUAUUCUGUCUGUGUUGGAUAAGACCAUCAUCAAAACAGUCAUGGUGAAAGAAUGCUAUUCGCUCUUCACCAACAGAAGGAAUCUACGCAUAAACGGACCGCUUAACGACGCCGUGUCUGUUGUCGAGGACGAUGACUGGCGCCGUAUCCGGAGUGUUCUGUCUCCGUCUUUCACCAGCGGACGCCUGAAAGAGAUGUUUGGCAUCAUGAAGACGCACUCAAAGACGCUGGUCAGGAACCUGAGGCGAGAGGCUGUCCAGGGCAAACCAGUGGAUCUCAAAGAGUUUGUUGGAGCAUACAGCAUGGACGUGGUGACCAGUACAGCUUUUAGUGUGGACAUCGAUUCACUUAACAACCCCAAUGACCCCUUUGUCACCAACAUCAAGGAAUUGUUCAAGUUCAACAUUUUCAACCCCUUUCUUCUCUUAAUAAUGUUCUUCCCUUUUACCAUUCCCCUCCUGGAGAAGAUGAACUUCUCUUUGAGGCCUGCUGGUGUCAUGGACUUCUUCUACACCUCGCUGAGGAAGAUCAAAGCCGAGAGGGAGACCAGCUCUCAAAAGAGUCGAGUGGACUUCCUCCAGCUGAUGAUGGAUUCCCAGGGGUCGGAGACUGAGGGCAAUCAGCGAGAGGAAACGCCAAAUAAAGGGCUGAGUGACCACGAGAUUCUGUCUCAGUCGUUGAUCUUCAUCUUCGCCGGCUAUGAGACCACCAGCAGCACCCUGUCCUUCCUCUUCUACAACCUAGCCACCAACCCCGAGACCCUGGAGAAACUGCAGCAGGAGGUUGACCAGGUCUUCCCAGACAAGGCUCCAGUGUCCUAUGAGGGCGUGAUGCAGAUGGAGUAUCUGGACAGUGUUCUGAACGAGACCUUGCGCAUCUUCCCUGUGGUGCCACGCGUGGAGAGGGUCAGCAAGAGGACCGUCGACAUCAACGGCAUCGCCAUCCCCAAGGGGACGGUCGUCAUGGUGCCCGUCUACGUGCUCCACAGAGACCCAGACGUCUGGAGCGACCCCGAGAGCUUCAAACCGGAAAGGUUCAGUAAGGAGAACAAAGAGAGCAUUGACCCGUACACCUACAUGCCGUUCGGACUCGGCCCCAGGAACUGUAUCGGGAUGCGCUUCGCCCUGGUCAGCAUGAAGCUGGUCGUCGUGGAGGUGCUGCAGAGAUUCACCGUCGCCACCUGUGAGGAGACGCAGGUUCCUAUGGAACUGGACAACCAGGGUCUCUUGGCGCCCAAGGAGCCCAUUAAACUCAAGCUCAUCCCGCGCACAUCGUCUCACGAUACAUCAGCGGAAUAGGACAGCACACCUGCUGUUUGUGGACACUCCUUAAAACUCAGAUACUCAGUUACUUUCAUUUGUUUUUGUCAGUAAAACAAUGUGUUAAAACAUAAUUUAGCAAUUUAACAUAACACAAACGUGGAAACGUUGGUGUAAGUGAGAUAGUGACCUUGAUAGCAUUCUGGUAGCAGUUUGCAGUUUGCUAUACAUUGUCCCUUUUAAACUGUCUGUGAUUUUGCUGCGGAAAUACAAAUCAAUUUUCUAUUUUUUUUACAGCUUUUGCCCAUUGCUUACACACUAAAAACGAAUGCUUUGACCAAAGCUUCACUUAAACUUCUUGUAGCAUACCGUAAACAAUGUUUAAACCAAAACAAAACCAA